Messenger RNA from Talaromyces marneffei, 1812 nucleotides. RefSeq lists its product as uncharacterized. The transcript is spliced from 3 exons. The record is from RefSeq and is a predicted model, not a curated record. NCBI's taxonomy places the organism in Eukaryota, Fungi, Ascomycota, Eurotiomycetes, Eurotiales, Trichocomaceae. The coding region runs from base 1 to 1812 and encodes 603 amino acids.
AUGGCCGACCCAGUAUCUCUCGUCACCGGCCUUGUGCCGCUUAUGGUCACCGCUAUCAGUGCCUAUAGUGCAAUAUAUGCUCAGUUCAAAACCUAUCGCCAAUACUCAAGAGUUUUGCUCCGCUUAAAUCGGCAAUUUGAAACCCAGCAUCGCCUUUUCCUUAACGAAUGCCACUUUCUACUACGAAUGGUUGUUAGCGACGAAGGCACUAUCCGAGCUAUGCUCGCCAAUUCGCAACAUACUAAGUGGACUGGCGUGCAUAUCAACCAGCAAUGGAAAACGUGUCUAGACAAGAAUUAUGAUACUUGUUUAAGAAUCGUGGAGGAGAUCGAUGAAAAACUGACAGAACUAAGCACGGAACUGAGUCGGUUUGACUCCAUUCCAGCACAACGGCAGGAUAUAACUACACAAGCUAGGUUAAACCGGAUACAAUCGGCCAUUAAGAUGUCAUUCAAGAAGUCCGGGUAUGAACAACUGAUCGAGGCUCUGCGUAUGGCCAAUGCGGAUUUGCAAAUACUACGCAAACAUCUCAAAGAAUUCCAGAAACCUCCACGCUAUCAAGACAGUGCUUCGAUAAGCCGAAGAAAAAAGCGACGUCGCGAAGAGUGUACUCAGUAUGAAUCCAUCAGACAUGUCUCUCGAGCGCUGCACGAAGCGCUGACAACAUCGUGGUCCUGUUCCCAAACCACUCAUCUUGCUCAUUAUGCGAAGUUGUUACUGGAUGUUUCGGUCAACCCCCAAGUCCAUCUAGAUUUGUUGAUAUUAUCUGACCGUAGCCCUCCACAAAUAAGACUUGAAAAUUUGGUGCGCUUGUCAGUUCGUUCGUAUAGCCAGGCAUACGAAGCUCCCGAAUCCUUUGUUCCAACUCCAGCAAGUGCAGCAGAGGACCAAGAAAUGAUAACUGGAGAGUCCUCACACCGUCCAACAGAACAAGCUAUCGAGCGAGCUGGGAAAACCCGUAAACUGUUCUUGACAGAUGAUAUUUCUGUCAGGUCUCUUGAAGAGACAAUGCCGCAGUGGCGUGACUACGUGGAUCUUCGCAGCUCGUCGGAUAUUUGCUCUGCUCUGGCCCGGCCGGCACGACCAUAUCAGGAGCUACAAGGAGAAGAAACCUGUAUUGGAUAUAUUGACACAACCGCCGAGAAAUACCGCCACCUUUUCUUCUCCGGAAACACUCAAAAGAGCGAGUCAGUUCAAGUAAAAUCCCAAGGCGAGCUGGCACCUGUGUAUGAGUUGUUGAGCCAGCCUCUGGAUAAUACUCUGACAGUAGUGGAUCAACUGAAGCUAGUGCGUACUUUAGUUUCAGCAAUGUUACAGUUUCAUGCCACUCCUUGGCUGAAUGAAUACUGGGGAUUGCAGGAUAUUGGCUUUUUCCGAUGUGGUGAUGAGUUCUCAGAUGCUUCUCUACGGUCCCUGCAUGUCACGACGGGAUUUUCCUCGGAGAGCCAUGAUGAUCAAGUCUGUAUUGACGCAACAGAAGAUUAUCCUAAGCUCAAUAUGUCCACGGUCAUUGAAGAUGCUAAAUUCCAAUAUGGCAUCCGCAACUUGCCAUUGUACUGUCUAGGGGUCGUCCUACUGCAGAUUGGACAUUGGGCGCUCGUUGAUGGUGGAGAUAUUGGCCGAAUUCGAAGACUUGCAGUCCAGUCAUGUAGACUCGGGCCUAGGUACAAGAACAUCGCACAAAGAUGCCUCGAUUGCGACUUUGGGUUUGGGAAUGACCUUUGCACGCCCCAGCUCCAACAAGCCGUACAAAGCAGCGUCUUGGACGAACUCACCGAUAUGAUUGAUAGUCUUGAUAUUAGCAAGAACUGA